AUGAUUGGAUUGCCGAUAAGUACGAGUAGUGGUAGUAAUAGUACGACUACUACCACCUUGAUUGGUGAAAAGUUGCACUUUGUCAUGCGAUGCCCCCACUGUAUUUUGACCCACAAGGCAGCCUCUGAUUGCUCGUAUGUCAAAUUCUUUAAGUCUUUAAGUUCCAGAGAGACUCCCUUUUUGUCACAUCAAAAUUCAAAAGUGUUGACCAUUUGGAAUAACCUCACUCUAUCCAUGCAAGACUCGGCCGAGAGAAACAAGACACGAAAAUCUUUCAUGGCGGCCAUUCGUUCGCAAAUGGAUAAGGUGAAAACGAGCGAAAAGGAAAAGCAAGAAUUUAAGACGAAUUAUGUUUCAAAAUUAGAGGAACUCUAUGAAAAUAUAAUAAGAGAGGUUGAAAACACAGCAAAUCGUAUCAAGUCUCAGCUCAAGGUAGAAAGUGGAGUUGCUCCUUCGCAAGAAUUGACGAGUAGUAGCACAAGAAAUACGAGUAGAAAAUUCAAAAAAGAACAGUCACAAAAAAACAAGAAAGAAGAAACGACCAGAGAGACAAACAAGAGACGUUUGAGAAAACGCGUAAAACCAGUUUCCUAUUAUGAGGCAUAUUCUUCUGAAGAUGACUACGAAGAGGAGGAGACAUCAGACGAUGGAAAUACUCCAGAUUCACCCCCUCUUGACUCUGAAGGCUUCUCAUCUCCUCAAUCGAAUAUCGUUGUUCAACCUAGCGAGCCAACUGUCACGUCAAUUAAGAAACACAAAUCCAAGGAGAGCAGAGCUUCCAUAGGAGAUGAACUCUUUGAGUCAAACAUGCCAAAAGGUUCGCACGAUGAAAUUCGAAAUUCCGUUCCAAUGGAUGUCAAAAUACCCAAAUUCAAACCAGUUGGAACACCCACUCAUUCCACGUGGUGUGAAGCUCAUGAAACUUCCCCAUCAAAAAAGAAAAAGGCUGAAGCCAUUAUUACAACGCCAUUCGCCAUGCAAAACCUCACCAAAAACACACCUCGCCCGUAUGCUAGUACAAGCGCUUCUCCAUUGUCGGUUCAUUCGAAUACCUCGUCGAUCGAAUCAACCAAGACAUCUCUUCCAGAGACCGUACAGCAUCAUCAAUGGUCUCCCUCAUCCAAUAACAGUACCAUACAAACCUCACUCUCGACUCCCAGCAGUAUGGAUAUCAAUCCUCACGCACAUUCUACGAAUACAGACACUUUUCUUAUUUAUGCCACAUUUAACACAAAGACAGUACUCAUUCCAAUUGACCUCACCAAGCCCAUCUCAUUUGCAGAAUUGUUUUUGACACUUCAGAAAAAGCUUAAAAUACGAACGGAAUGUGAAAUGACAUAUUUCGAUACCAUUGUACAGUCACCGGUGAUUUUUGACGAAGAUUCAUUCAAGGAGAGCAUCAAAUCACAACGAAAGAUUCUUCAAAUACUUAUUCAAACUGCGACCAUAGAUUGA
Molecule: messenger RNA, 1455 nt
Organism: Naegleria fowleri
Lineage: Eukaryota; Heterolobosea; Eutetramitea; Acrasida; Naegleriidae
Exons: 2
Coding region: 1-1455 (484 amino acids)
Source: RefSeq, a predicted model, not a curated record